This is a messenger RNA of Sycon ciliatum, 2665 nucleotides long. RefSeq lists its product as uncharacterized. The coding region runs from base 417 to 2078 and encodes 553 amino acids. The transcript has 4 exons. NCBI's taxonomy places the organism in Eukaryota, Metazoa, Porifera, Calcarea, Leucosolenida, Sycettidae. The record is from RefSeq and is a predicted model, not a curated record.
GACGCACGGAAACAAAGACCAUCCUCCAUCCUGGUGCCAGUGUUGGUAUCCAGUAACAGUUAUCUGCAUACUUUUACCGGAUACCUUGCAAGCGUGGCAAAGUAAAGUCGUCGUCGUCGCCAGCUGACUCGACCCUAGCGGCGACAAGUCAUCAGCGAGCGUUUCCGUCACUGUCUAGAUUUGCUUGUCAUCGGGGAAAGCUAGCAGUGACUCGCGCAGGGUCCGACUCCGAGUACGGACUGUUUCCGGUGCAGCGGCGGAGGCACGGAAUCAGCGAUCUUACGUUGCCCGACGGCAGUGUUGGCUGCCGGGUUGGCUUGUCCAUGGUACGUGCCGCCUGGAUCUCGUCUUCGCGUUCCUAGUGAAACCCGGCCGACGCAGUCCGAAGCACAACGCAAGGACAAGGACGAGGAGCCAUGGCGAAUGCCACAGCUACAACAAUAAUGGCGACGAGUACUGCUGCAGCGUCUAUCACUACACGCGGCAGUAGCACUACUACCAACAUGGUGAUGAGUACAGCAAGCAGCAGCAGCAGCAGCAGCAGCAGCAGCAGUAGCAUGACCAGUGCUGCCACGUCCACAACAAACACGGGCAGCAGCGGCAUUCUGAGCAGCAUUACGGCGGGAAUCACAAGCGCCAUCACUAGUGCUGGCAACGUGGUCACUGGCAUCAGCUCUGUCGCCACCAGCACCAGCAGCAGCACCAGUGCUACAUCAGACAGCCCUGGCAUCACGUCGUCAUCACCACUGCCAAGCAUGAGCAGCCUUGCCAGCUCAGCCAGUACUACUACUACUACUACUACUACCGGCGGUGGCGGUAACGGCAGUGACACUGCUAACAUCACUAGUCCUACCAGUGUAGCGUCCACCGUCACAAGUACACUGAUGGGCGGCGUCACAACCGCAGUCAAUCCCACUAGCAGCAGUGCUGCGGGCAGGGUCGACGACACCACAACCAUUGUUCUCGGCACUGUUCUUGGCUUAUUCCUGUUCACCACCGUAGCAGUCAUACUCAUUCUAUGGGCAAGGCGACUUCAGAUGCGUGAAGAUGAAGAGGUUUACGGCGAUGACCGGGACUUCUCCAAGAUGCACGUUGAGCCCAAGUUCACCUUUCACAACCCUGCUGCGGACUAUGAAGACGAUGACGAGUUAGUGGUGAGAGACUCAACAACAGCCGAUGCCACGGUUGCAUCCGCCAUCACCGCUAUGUCGACGCUGGAACGGGAUAAAAACCGGUCAGACACAUCGAGAAGUGAGCGAUCCCAGACAAAAGCAUCAAUUGCUGAUCAUGACGUUGUGGUGGGCUCUAUGAAGGAUUUAGAACCAAUACCAAGUACUUCGGUUACGGUGCAGCCCCUAUACGAACAAUCAGCAGAGACAGCGUUUCGUGCUGAUGAUUCUGCAUUCCAAGGCGACGCUGCAGCAGCACCUGAAACCACUCAGCGAGGACACACAGAUGAAGAAGGCCAGAGUGAUGUUGCUGCGAUCAACAAGACUCCAUCGCCGGGAAUUCAGCGAGGCGGGCCUCGCGGUGCCACCGUAGCUGUGGUGCGUGUGAAUGCGGAAAACGAGUUUGAGGAUGCCGUGCGUCUGGCCCGUAAGCCCCCGCAAUCCAUGAAGGUGCGCUCCACGUUCGGCGACAACGAGGAAAUGCCGCUGGCAAUUGACUUUGAGCAGGUGCUGGCCCGCUCCACGCCAGAGCGUUCCGACACCGAGCCGGCCGGCCGGGACACCAUCAGCAGGGCCAAGUCACCCAAGGACAGGGACAGCGGUUCCUGUACCCCUGUGUCCGCGCGUCAGGAGAUGACAGACAGGCGUGCUAGCUUGACGCCAUCGCUGCAGGUAACAUUGUGCGCGGAUGACGCCGACGCACUGCCGGGUAAUAGACUUCGAACGGAAAGUGUCACAGAGGAAGGCGAUACUAUUGUAUAUCCGCUUGGUCAACCGCCACCCAAACGACCCAUAACCCCCAAACCUAACCGCCAGCUUCGCCCCACCUCAACGACAUCUAUUGGGUCCACAAACAGCGCAGGGUACAAUAGCACAACUAAUUCACGUCCCAAUUCUAUGACAGAGUAGACAACUGUUCUAUGACAGAGUAGACAAAGUGCUUGCUGAACAGUUACUAGAUGCAUGCCGAGCGUUUUGUCUCGGUCUUCUCUACUAGUCACCAUUCCUGAGGGAAAUUGAUGAAUGUAGCUAUAGCAAGGACUCAGUAAUUGCAUUUCCUAAAUGUCUACAUGUAUGCUUACAGUGAAAUUAGUCGUCCUUGUUGCUAUAGCUAUAUUAACUAUAACUGCUGUCUCAGAAACGCUUGUUUACUUAAAAUUGAUGAACUUGAAAUAUCUAGCCCGCAUCAGCACCGGCAUUCUGUGCUUUUAAAUCAUUUUAACCAUUCUCUUUCUGCUCAAGCACCUUAUGCAUGCGCCGGGAGAAGUCUCCCUCCUUGCUUGGGUGAAUUCAAUGACUCAGGGAUGAUUGGAUGACAGUUCCAGUAAUUCAAUAGCUCUGCAUAGAAUAGCCUACGGUUGCUGAUCAUGAGAAACCAGUUUGACGUCAGUGACAAGGAGUGUAGCCGGGUAUUGUUGGAAAUAAUUCCUGAGAGUCGCUUUGUGUGAAUCUCAAUCUUUCUGAUUUCUAUACAAUCAUGUUCUCUAUGGUGUUGG